UCCCCUCAACUCUCAAACAGCGGCGCCCUCUCAGGCUGAGGAGCUCCUACUACCGCCUCUCUUCCCCACCGGAGAGGAGGAAGGGGAGGCGUGGCCGUGGGGUUAGGACUCAGCGCCCCACACUCGGUGCCUCCUCCAAACCCCUCAUUCCGGCAUCGGGGCUCCCUCCGGACCUCGCCACGAAUAAAUAAGACCAGAGUCGCCUGUCCGCUACACCUCUUCCUCUUCCUCCUCCCCUCCCCUCCCCCUCCCCACACCCCUCUCUUCUUCUCGCCACCCUCUAAUAAUGUGGAAACUCAACAAGAGCGGCAAAGUUCUCCUGGAUGAUUCUCCGGAGGAAGAAGAGAGCCAGUCCCCACCUCCAGCGACACCAGCAGCUACCUUCUCAGCACAGGUUCAAGGAGCAGGUUUUCGAGGUUGGAAGGAAGUAACAACCAUAUUUAAUAAGGAUGAUGAACAACAGUUACUAACAGGAUGUAAAUCUCCAAAAUCUAAAGGAACAAGCUUAAAAUUAAAAGAGGAUGUGAAAUCUGAAAAGAAAGCUGGAUUUUGGGACAGUUUGGUGAUAAAACAGAACAUCCAGUCCAGGAAGCCAGACGAAAUUGAAGGAUGGGAACCACCACAGAUCCCUGCCAGUGAUAACCUCAGCGACGCAGGAAGUACUCUGAGUGACUAUCCAUCUUGGUCAGGUUGGGAAGACGAAACCAAAGGCUCCACAAAAUACACCAACCUGUCAAGCUCAGGAAAUAGCUCAAGAUGGAGCAUCAGAUCAGCUGGAAGGUUGGUUAGCAUAAGGCGACAAAGCAAAGGCAACCUUACUGAUAACUGGGAAGAACUAGAAUGACAUGCAAAAUGUGAAAUGUUCUAUAAGUGAUGAUAAGUGACAUGGCUAUGUAUAUCUUCAAACCAAAAUUGAAACUGCUUAAUAUUGCACCUUUACAGAAGAGUAUUCAAAUUGUCCAACCAUCUGCUCACCUUAUCCUAAGUUUCUUAGUUCUUCUGUUUCCCAUAUUGAAUGAAGUCAAGCACCUACUUUGUGCCUAUAUUCCACACAUAUUCUAUAGCACCUUGGCUCGCUUUUUAAAUAAAAGAAAAACAAACCCCCCACAAUUUUAUGAAUGUAUACACUGGUUGAAUAUUUGACUGCCUUACAUAAGAACUUCUCUAGUUUGAAGUUUUCUCUUUCUUAGUUUUCAGACAUCAAAGAUCUAUAUUUUGAAUGCUGACCCUGUUGGACACUGCAUUGUUUCAGCUUGAUACAUUGCUUUCCUUGUCCUGAACAUGAUCACAUGAUUCUCAGGCUGGAAUGUCAAAGAUCCUGCAUUUCCCCUAAAGUCCUGAAUUGCACAUGACUUGUAGGAACCCCACACGUACGUGUUUCUUCUUCUGUUACAAAAUCUUCGCUGAUGAAUUUCAGGCUCCCGUGUAUUAUGUUGAUUAAUCAAUAGUACGGCUAAAACAGGUUUGCAAUCACCCCAAACCACAUAAACUCAGAUGAAUGUGCUGACUGCUAAGAUCUGAUUUAUGUAUUCCCUAAGUGCUGUAGCAGGCAACAAAAGUAGCUUUUAUAUGCUUGGGCUUCACAUUGCAGUAACAACAUACAAAAGGGCCCAUUGCCUCAAUAACCUGGGUCACACAGGAACUUUCUAUACUAGUACAGUCUCAAAUGGGUCUCUGUGUGCAUUACCAAUGCAGUAGGGAGCCUACCCUUAUGACUAUGAGUGUUGUCAGCAGCUACCUUGUCAUUUAGGAUAUGUAGGAAUCAGGCCCAAUUGUCAGAAAACUAUCUGUUUGAAGGGUUAUCAUUGCUUUUUUCCUUCUGUCCCCAUUCCCUCAAACUACGAUUCCAUGUUGCUCUUUUGCAGGACGUGUUUGAUGUUCUCUUGGCAUUUAUAGAAUGACAGUAGUUAAUGCUCUGUCUCUGCUAUGUACAAGGGUUAUUUAAGUACGGUAUGUGUAUUUGCUGUUGUGAGGUUUAGUCUUACUGGUUGCUGCUACUUUUUUUAUUAAUAACAAAGAGCUAUGCAUUAUAGUGCACAUGGGAAGUUGAAAAUGUACUAUAGAUAAAGUUUAGGGUAUCUCACCCCCCCCAAGAGUACUUUUACCUAUCUUUUACCUAUCCAUUUUAUUUAAAAUUGUCCAAUUUAUGAGAUUGGAGUGACAUAAAGGCACUGUAAUUCAGUGUACUCUCACCACUGUGACAAAAGAAGUCCAGUACAUCAAUUUAACAUCUCCUUUCAUUCAUAACAUAAGAUAUACACAUAUGUGUUACAUGUGUGCCAUUUUUGCAUCUGUGUUAGCCAAAUUCUAAUAUUUAGUUAUAUGAUGCAAGUUAAUCGUUGCAGCAUAGAAGACAAAUUGUUAAUGGUCAGAAUAACCGAGCACCACAACUUUAAUUUCUUAUGACUUGGCUCUGCGUACAACUUCCUUCAAUGGCUGGAGAUCUAACUGGCUCAGAAUGAUUUUGCCCAAUUCUUCAGUUCUUGCAAAAGGAGGUCUUAACCCUGACACUACUUGGAUGAAAGUAGCAAAUUGUCAUUAACAGAGGAAAAAUAGUAGACAGGAGUCACCAGAGAGCCAUCUGUUCGUCUAGCUGCCACUGUUACUGCUCUGAAUAUGAAAAAAACCAUGUUAAAAGUGCCUUGUUCUAUAAUACUGCACCAUAAAUGCUCAGACCUUUUAAUUACUUCCUUGUUCCUUGUGGACACUUGUUUAAUACUGUGUAAAACGAAUAUCAAUCCAAGAUGCUAGACUUACUUAUUUCUCCCAAAUUAUGAAUCUUUACUUGACACUGAUGCUGAGCCAAUGUACCACAGUUUGUAUAAUACCUUAUUCAGCAAUAUGGACACCUUUAAAAAAAAAAAUCAAGAUUUGCUUCCAGUGAGAUCAGCAAUUUUUAAACAAAAUGAAAUGUUUUAGAACUAUGCAGACUAUCCAUUUUAUGUUUUCAUAAUUUAAUAGCCCAUUCUACAUAAAAAGUUGUCACCUAGUGACAACUGCUGAUGGUAAAGUUUCUGUCAGCAGAUGAAGGAGGGAAGGGAUGGAUUUUCAGCUAUUCCCCGCCCCUAUGCCACGCGUCUAAAUCUGCUCUGGAGGGUGUCCCAAGCCUCUGAAACAGAUUUAGGGUGUGGGGAAAGAGCUAGGGAAGAAUUGCCAUAAUUGCUUCCUUCCCUAUUGCACAGAAGGAAUGUUUAAUGGCAGGUGAGUGACACUGGUGGAUACAACCCAAAGAUUUUGCAGUACUCUUGUGCAGGUUGCAGGAUUCUGUGGACUCGUCUGUCACAGCUAGAGAGUGUGUGUGGAACAAGAGCUAUCCUCCUGUUCUGUUCAAGUAGCCUGCAGCUUGGAAUUGCACUAUUAGUCAAACUCUUCUUGCCCCCCCCCCCGCCCCGAAAUGUAUUUGAAGCCAAUAGCAUUUGUGCUAUUUUGGCAGGAGGCCACAAACAGCUUGUAUCUUUUCCAACACCAAAACUGUACCCGCUUGCUAUGGCAACACAAUAUUGUACUUUGUAGGGUUGGGAUUUUCAGCUGUCACACAACUGAACCUUUAUUGAAAAAUACAGAUUUGUUUAGGCAAGUUAAAAGCAGACAAUGCAAACCAGUCAAAGUUGAUGCUUGUCUCAUUCGGGUUGAAUGGAAAAGUGAAAUGCAUGUUUAACUUUCACACGUAGAAAUAAGUUAGACUUAACACUGCUUAACUUUGGCUAGACCAUGUCCUGGAUUUUAUGUCUUAGAUAUAAUUGCAGAAUAUAGCCAUUUUCUUUAUGCAAAGAUUUAUAUAGUUUACAGUCCUUUGGAGGGCCUUCAUACAGCAGGAGCUGAAUUGUGGGACGUUGGCACUGAGCUCUGUCUUGCAAAACAACAACAACAACAACCAGGAACGAUGGGGCAAAGGUGGCUCAAUGUUCACCACCUGUGGAAGCUUCCUUAUACUGUGAUAGGUAGGGGUUAUGCCUUGCACAUUAUACUGUCAAGUGCCUGUACUUUACCUUGAUGACAUGUCCGUGAUGCUACGGCCUGAUUCCACGUGAAAGAAAUGUUCACACAUUUGU
Messenger RNA from Zootoca vivipara (common lizard), 4052 nucleotides. It is a transcript of the gene TDRP, whose product is annotated as testis development related protein. The record is from RefSeq and is a predicted model, not a curated record. Gene Ontology annotation, biological process: spermatogenesis. Gene Ontology annotation, cellular component: cytosol; nucleus. Lineage: Eukaryota; Metazoa; Chordata; Lepidosauria; Squamata; Lacertidae.